AUGGCAGCAGGGCUGAGCUCGGAGGAAUUUGUCCGCCUACAGCAGGAGCUCUUGUUCCUGAAGAUUAAGACCGAGGAGCUUCGAGAGGAGAACGCAAGGGCGCUUCGACACUUUCAAGCACAAUCUGCACAGACUGGCGUAGAUGCUCUGCGAAAGGCCGGAGCAGGUGCCGUUUCUGCGAUUGGCCAGCGAGCGGCAUCCUUGAAGUCCAGCUUGUCAGAUGGAGCAUCUUUCCAGGCUUUCCAGGCAGCCAAAGACAGCAUUCUUCAUCCUGAGGCUGAUGCUGCAACUACGGAAGCCCGUGAGGAGGUUCAUUCAUUGCAGGAACGUUUGAAGGCUGCAAUGGAGGAGCUGGCCUCUGCAAGGAACGACGCCAUGACGGCACAAAGAGCCGCGACUGCAUGCGAGGAGGACCCUGAAGACAGCGGUUCCAAACCCCAACGCGGUGCAAGGCAAGCAGAGGAUGGCAUGACGGUGCUGUUGUUCAAAGUACAGCAGCAGCAAAAGGAGCUAGAGCGGGUUCGCGAAGCAGUGGACCAGCAACAGGCGCAGAUCGGCCGUCUGACAGAGAAGGCAGCCGCGGACAAGAGGCCAAAGGGUUCGCCAAGGUUGUCCGACUUGGAGGAGCAGCUCCGCGCCUCUGAGGGCAAGCUUGACGACUUGGGUCGCCGGCUGCAGUCCUCGCAAGGAAGCUCCCGUUUGACAUACGAGCUUCAAUGCCACUUGGAGUCUGUGCUCAGUCAAGUCAGGAAGCGUGACGCUGCCAUCGAGUCACUCCUCGUGAGGCAGGAGAGAAUGGAGAACAGGAGCGUGCUGCAACGUGAGCGAUUGGCGUUCGCCCAGGAGGACAUCAUGUCCAAGGUGAUGGAGUAUCACCUCGAAGAGCUUCCACAAGUGCUUGAUGCUACAAGCCCUAAAUUUUCCGAAAAUCUUCGACAAGUUGUCUCCGAAGAGCAGCUUGACGAAGAUGCCGGCAACUGUGCCAGCAAUCAAUCUCAGCAGGACGCAGGUGUGCAAGUGUCCAACGAAGACACGUCAGACCUGCAGUGGGAGGUCUCGGGGCUUGCUGCAAGCCCAAGUUGGUCCUCCCGAGCCCCUGAAGGCGAUGGGAGCUUAGUCGCUCUGCAAGAGGAGCUGCAGGGGCUGCGGACUGCAGCGGAGGACGCGCAGCGCCGUAAGGCCGAACAGGCAGAAUCACUGCGUGCUCAAAUACGGCAGCGGCAGCAACAAAUGGCACUGAAAGAAACUGCACACACUGAGGCCGCGGCCACGGAAGCGACCCAAGCAGCGGCAAUCCAGGCCGUUGGAUCCUCUGGGUGGCUGUACGUGCAAAAGAUUGAGGAGCUAGAGCAGCAGAAUGAUGGCCUGGAGCAAGACCUCGACCUGCUUGCAUCCAGCAAGCAGUGCCUUCUCGACGACAGCAAAGAGAAAGAGGAGCUCAUCUCUUUCCUGAUGCGCACCGUGCGCUCUGAUGGGAGCGAGUUGGAGAACCCUGCAAGCAUGAAGAAGCCAGGAGCUGGUGCCAAGAUCUUUGGACUUCUGCGGGGCCCGGGAAGGAGCCAGCGAACACAGCUUGAGGAGCUCCAAAAGGUGGCUGAAGAAGCGAUGAUGGACAACCUCCGGCUGCGAAAGGAUCUGCGGAUAUUGGCGGAAGAGUUCCGGAAAUACAUGCAAGCAGAUCCCUGUCCAACGAACGUUUCGGCCUCCUCCUCUGAGAGCUUGGGGAGAGAGCUGGAGCGUCAAAAGACAGACAAUCUGCACACACGGCAGCAUCAGAGCAUUGAACGUUGUCCCUGCCUAUGCUGCGGCCCAUCAGCUGAACCCCCAUGA
This is a messenger RNA of Symbiodinium sp. CCMP2592, 1830 nucleotides long. The record is from the annotation of a GenBank genome assembly. Lineage: Eukaryota; Dinophyceae; Suessiales; Symbiodiniaceae.